Fusarium tjaetaba is the source of this 2583-nucleotide messenger RNA. RefSeq names its product vacuolar VAC7. Gene Ontology annotation, biological process: vacuole inheritance; protein localization to vacuolar membrane; positive regulation of phosphatidylinositol biosynthetic process. Lineage: Eukaryota; Fungi; Ascomycota; Sordariomycetes; Hypocreales; Nectriaceae. The transcript has a single exon. The record is from RefSeq and is a predicted model, not a curated record. Gene Ontology annotation, cellular component: PAS complex; fungal-type vacuole membrane. The coding region runs from base 1 to 2583 and encodes 860 amino acids.
AUGGACAAGUCAUCUGCCGUCUUAGAGGGCACAUCUGGCGUCGGUCGUGCGUCUCGUAACGUGACCGACCCAUCUGCAACAUCAUCAAGCGCAACAACAGGAAGUCAGAACUCAAAACAAUCCUCUGCCAACAAUUCUGUAGGCCCUUCGCCCUUGGCCUCAAGAGAUUCUUCCCCCACGCGACGGCCUCGAAGGACUGCUUCAGCAAACCGCUUGCCUGGUAAUCGAUCUCGAAAAAACAGCCAAACCGAUAAUAGUCCUUCACGCACGACACGACCAAGCUUGUCCUCCGCUGCUCCAUCACGGUCAUUGUCCUCGACCAACACCCCAACACUUACACCAUCCCAAGAACAACAACAACAACAGAUCCAAGCACCGACCCCACAAAAGCCAGGCUUCAACGCAGACCUUAAAGACAGCCCGCGAUGGCCCGUAUCGCCCCGCCUGCGAUCGCCUCCUCCCCAGUUUAGUAACAGACCAGCAAUUCCUGCACGUCUCAGCGAACAGGAUCUUCCUUCCAUUAGUGUCCAACGACCUACACCGUCGCCGCAGCCUAUGGAGCAACAAACGAUAUCAGAGAGCGAGAUGGAGGAGUCGCAGUAUCCCUCUGGUAUGCGAACUCCAGCUCGCGUAGCGUUGGAAACGGUUCAAGAAGUCAGUUUACCAAACUCUCCCAACCCUCCAAACGGGUCGGCUUUAGUGGAAAGGGUGAAGGAAAAGCUAUCAAGCACCGACAACUAUUCUGAUACCGCACUCCCCGAUGGACGGGCUCUACGAGCAAAGAACAGCUUGCUUGGUCAAGAGAGUGGAAGCGACACCAGCAACAACAAGGCGGAAACAAAAAGACCGACAUCCGUUCCUCCACCCAUAAUUACUCGACAGUCUAGUGCCAUGUCGAAUAAGCAAACGAAGUCGAAGCAGGAUGGAUCCAUACAGACCAUGACAGUAGAGACCGAGACUGUUCCAAGCGUGCCACAGGUUGCGCUCACAACCGCCCAGAAAAGUGAAGGAACAAACGGAACUCUGAAGACGAAACAGAGCACCGAGACAAUAAAACCGAAAAAGGAUAAGAAGAAGGUUACACGCAAACAGCCCCCAGUAAAUGCAGGGAAUGGUGAGCCUGAGCUAGUGACACUGAUAUUGAGGGAUGUUGCUAAUAUCCACCCAGCAUCCUCCAAAGCUGAUGUUUUCGAGGCAACAAUUGCCAGCGCCGUUGACGAAGCAAACACCUCGGAUUCUGAAGAGACCUUUGUUUACGACUCCAACCCUCCAGAUGGCAAUGAUCGGGCUGGACGCCGGUUUCAUUCAAGGACUCCCAGUGCUACAUCUAUGGCUAGCCAGGCUGAUCGCCAGAAUCUGCGAUCCAUUUAUGGUAUUAUGGAGAGUGGAGGACCUGCUCAUGGACCCAAAAAGACGAUGAAAUUCGUCAACACUUUUACCAGCAACGGAAACGAGAGCCUGGCAGUCGAACCCGAUGAUGGCAAGGGCUCUAGCCGCAGUGGUGGCAGUGGGUCAACACGAGGUACGACGAGACACCAUCACCACAUUGGUCGCUGGGGUAGACAACCUGGUAACGGCCAUGCCUCGCUAUUUGAUAAUGAGUCCCCAUUUCCGAAUGCUGCGAGGUCGAAGCUCGCUGGACCUAAUUCUCGCAAUUCCUCAGGGCCACCCAGCCCGCGCAACGCUCACUCCAAUGCUCCACGACAUUUUGGACAUAAACGUUCUGCGAUGCAAAUGUCGUCCAGUUACGAUAUGGAUGACACGACAGGAGCAGAUGAUGAGCGUACACCUCUUCUCGGCUCGGUCCGCUCAGGUCGUUCAGGUCGUUCAGGUCGAAACCGGCGUGGGCCGCACAAUCUGCGACAGGCCGAGUCACAAACUUUUGCAAGACGGUCGUCAUACUUAAACCGGUUUGCGGCAUGCUUAGUACUUACCAUGAUGUUCAUGCUUGUCAUUACUGGCGCUAUCGGCUUCAUGUUUGCUACCUCGCAGCCGAUGACUGGAAUCGAAAUCACUGCUAUCCACAACGUGGUGACCAGCGACCAAGUGUUGAUGUUCGAUUUGACCGUCAAAGCACAUAAUCCUAACAUCGUCGUCGUCACAAUAGACCACGCGAACCUAGAGGUUUUUGCCAAAUCUGAAUAUACAGGAACAGAUUCGGACUGGUGGGCUCGACCUUUCCCUCACGGCCCAGAUGAUAUACGUGUGUCAGACGACCCAGAAAACGACCCUCCUCUGGAUGAUCCCGACCCAGAUGACGACCUUCGACCCAACGUUCUUCUGGGACGGAUCACAGAAUUCGAUAGUCCCCUCACUUUUGAAGGCUCUCUUUUCCAUCAAGGCACCUCUUCUUCAACUGGAGAGAUGCAACUCGAGUACCCCCUGAACAAUACAGUGGGGGGCUCGCGACGUUGGGAGCGAAUUUACCAGAACGAAUUUGACCUGAUCGUUAAGGGCGUGGUUAAAUAUACUCUUCCGAUGAGCGCCCGUAUCCGCAGCGCCACUGUAUCAGGGAGGAAGGCCGUCAGUCCAAAUUCUUCAAAUGAUCCUUCGAACAGUACAAAGGUUGAACCUCCAAACUAG